Molecule: messenger RNA, 8363 nt
Organism: Zootoca vivipara (common lizard)
Lineage: Eukaryota; Metazoa; Chordata; Lepidosauria; Squamata; Lacertidae
Product: KIAA0513 ortholog
Source: RefSeq, a predicted model, not a curated record
CAACCGACUUUCUGGGGGGUGGGGCGCAAACUGAUACAGGGAUUCGCGCUGGGAGAACUCCCUUUGCAAAUCGGGCGCUGCAGCGUACAGACCACUACGGGGCAUAUGCAGAGUGCCUUUGAUUGCAUACCGUGGAGUAGAGAGAUGCCUUGAAAGAGCCUAGGAGAAGGAGUAGGCUUUGGUUGGAAGUGGACCAAUCACAGGCUCCGUUUUUCUGCUCGUCUCCCAAUGGCCUUCACAUUUCCCUGAUAGGGAAAUUGAGCCACACCCUCUGCACCCGAUCCAUGAUAUUAGGCCCCUUGAGCCAUGGAGGCCAUUGAUGUCCCUGUGGGGAACCUCAUUGACUUUGACUCUGAACCUUCCACCACCGACACCUCCGAAUCCGUCCCUGCCGCUCCUCCCUCCACCAAUGGCAAUGGGCUGCUGGACCACCUGGCGGGCGACACGGCCGCAGUGGCGGAAGAGAGUGACGCGACGGAAUCUGCCGACAGCGAGAACGACACAACGGACUCGCCCACCCAUCACAGCUGGAACAACCACCGCCGCUCUUCCUCGGAGUCCUACUCAUCUAACCAGAGCACAGAGUCCGCCAAGGACGAAGUGACAGCAGAGCACCGGGAGUUCAUCAGGCAGUACGUGGAGAAGAUCUUCACAGGAGGAGAGGAAUUUGACCAAGAGGAGAAAGCCAAGUUCGGAGAACUCUGCAGUGGGGAGAAUGCAAAAGGCAGGGAAUGGUUUGCCAGAUACGUGAGUGCUCAGCGCUGCAAUUCCAAGUGUGUCUCGGAGCAGACUUUCUAUCGACUGGUCCAGUCCUUUGCUGUGGUCCUCUUUGAGUGUUACCAGAUGGAUGAUUUCAGCCCUGCUAAGAACCUGAUGACCAUGUGCUUUACCUAUUACUAUAUUGGUAAGCCCCAAGCGCUGCCCAUCGAGUCCAAGGAGAAGCCCACUGGCAGCAUCGACUCCUACCUGAAGUCUGCAAACAGCUGGCUGGCCGAGAAGAAGGACAUUGCAGAGCGGCUCCUGAAGAACACGUCGGCAAAGACGGAGAACGUGAAAGGCUUCUUUGGGAGCUUUGAAAGCAAGCUGAAGGGGCCCGGGCCCAAGAAAGCUGAGGAUGAUGAAGAUAAACCAAGAGAGAGAAUCCACAAAUCAGUUUCCCUGUACAUUCCUGAGGAGGAGGAAGAAAAAUCAGGAGAGAAGAUCUACCUGUACAUGCACCUGAAGCAACAGCCCAUCUGGCAUACCCUGCGGUUUUGGAAUGCGGCUUUCUUCGACGCGGUUCACUGUGAGAGGCGGAAACGGUCUCCCACCACUAGGGAGAAAUGGUGUCACAUGACCCAAGAGGAGCGAGACGAUAGUCUGCGGUUUAAUGAGAAUAUCACCUUCGGACAGUUGGGUACUUUCACUCACAACAUGUUGGCUUUUGGGCUGAACAAGAAGCUUUGCAACGACUUCUUAAAGAAGCAGGCAGUGAUUGGCAACCUGGAUGAAGAGCAGUACAAGCUGCUUAGCGAUCACAUCGAACAAAUGGCUGCAGAAUAGCACCGCGACCUGCUUCCUGCAUUCAGGAACUAAUAAAGAGGAAGCCAGUGGGGAUGCAAGGGUAGAAAAAAGCCUGUCUCUGAGACUACCUGCAACAUAAAAGAUGGGCUUUUCAAAAAAGCAAAAACUAUACCCAACUGACUCUGCGUUAAACCUGCAUGAUCGUCUUCUAACCACGUAGAGCUGCGUCGCGCAGCCCGUUAUAGACGUAGGAGCUCAGCAAUCAAAGCUGCCCGCCCUCUUCUGCUGCCACCUCCCCAUAUGCCUUUUCCACCCGGACUGUGACUGAAUGGAGACUUCUGGGGGGAAUCUUCUGGGUAUGAGGCAGAGUGCAAUUCAGCAUGGGAGAGUCUAGCGUGUUCGUAAAAGAGGAAGGCUGAGCUGUUGGGAUAGCCUCUCCUCUCUCUGCUUUCUGCUGCUGAAUUUUUUCUUUUAGCAUCAAAGGUUUGCAGAGCAUAGAAAAUAGGUGUGUGCGUGUGCAAGGGAUGCAGGAAGGGGUGGGUGGAAGGGAAGAUAGGCACCCUAGUUCCAAUUAUUACUCUAGAAGACCCCUAAAGUGAAUACCAGGAGUUCUGUAGGCCGGGAGGCCAGAUGCAAAUCUUCCUGAUGGGGGUUAUAUUUAAGAAGAUGGGCAGGAAAUGGGUGGUUGGGUCAGUGAUUCUGUGUUAGGCUGGAACAGAAGGCCUAGAUCCCCACCACCACCACCACCACCUUUACAGUUCUUACAAGUUCUUUCCUGCAGUAUCUUUUGAUGCAGGUUGCUCUCAUCCAGCAAGUAAUGUUUUGCUAGGUGUUUUCUGUUUCCCUGGUAGCUGCUCCAUCUGAAAGCAAUUGAUGGGGGUGCCCACUACUUUCAAAUGGUCUGAUAGAUCUGCUUUCCUGAACGGUCAAGGGGAGGGAACAUCCUGGUGUAUGCAGCAGCAUAUCUGGCUGGGCUUUGAGCAUGAGCCUUUUGGAGUCUAGGUGUGAUCAAAGCGAAGCCCACAGCAGGGAGAUGCCAAGCCAAUGCAGACUCUCUCCAGCUGCUCAAGUUUUUGUUAAAUGAAAGUUUGUCAGCACAGGUGGUAAAUCUUCAUGAUAGCAAGCCUCUUCAGCUUCUGAUUUUGAGAAGAUCACUCAGAGCCAGCUGUUGCAGCGUUUAUGGAACUCCAACAACCUGUUCGCCGUUUUUUAAAGCAACACCAACCAUGAGUCAAUGUCUUUGUGUGAUUCUUGCCAGUGAUGUGGUCUUGGGAGUUGUGAUUCUGUAUCUCACCAAACUAUCCGGGUUGCAACGAUUGUUCAGAGGAUUCAGCGAGUUGCAUUUUCAGUACUUGACCAACAUUCACAAGGUUGCUUUGACACCAGUUUGUGGUGUUGAAUGAGCCCAGAUGUGGCUAGGUUGUGUGGACAUGCCAUCAGAUGCACUCUUCCGAUGUUUUCCAAGAGUCAGCUAUGGGCACUGGUGCACCAAAGUGUAAGAAUCCUGAACUAACAGUAGCUUAUUAUUCCGUGGUAAAUCUGUUGUUUCUAUAUGACUACUGAGGUGCAGCCACACCAUUCACUUGUAAACCAUUUCUGCUCUUUUGGCUUGCAGUGAAGAAGUUUGGGAGUUGUAGGUCUAUUGAGAGAGUUUAGUCUUUUCUGUUAAUAGACUUCUACCACCUUUUACAGGACUACAGUCCUGUAUUGGUUUGCGUUUCUGGUGUCAAUACAUCCUCGGUUGCCUUGUUGAAAAUUGCAGUGCAUUGCUUCAGUGUUUUCCAGCAGCUAAAAGUCACGUAACUAAACUUCUGCAGAUUUGGUUUUCAAGUCCCUGCAGUUUCCUUUGAGUCCAGGAGAGGGUGCCAGGGAGCAGUUUUUGGGAUAGAUUUCUUUUUCGAGUUUCGUUUUGUUUCAUUCUUUGCCAUUUGCUUGAUUCUGGUUAGUAGGUGUGAUUGAAUCAAUGAGCUUUGAUUAGCCAAAGUGAGUUUCUGCAAAGAAAAAUGAAAACCGAUAUAGGGAUCUUGCCCCACCGCAUUGCCAGUGGUUCUGAAGCAAAACUGCUUGUCACACCUUGAAGUUAUGAGAGAAGCAGCUUCUCAACAUUUCUCCCCAUUGUGCUGUUGUUGAAGGCACAUAAGCACCUUUCCAGGAUAAGCACCAGCCAUUCUAUAUUUGACAAAGAAGGGGAAAUCCCUUCGUCCCCAUCUCAGGACCUUUAAGAGAACUUGUCCGGAACUUCUCUCUAGAAAAGCCAUUAUACAAGAGAAUAAGAUUAAUGCUGCCUCAGGGAGCCACCUUUUUUUUCUGUUGCAAAGCAAAGUUUAUUUAAUUCUCACAUCUUAGCUGGUCAUAUUUUUGCAUAACAUGCAGCCCUUUUGGGUUGAGUGAGCUUUAAAAUGACUGGGUGUCCUCAGACCCUUAAUGUGUUCUAGAGUCAGGUGCAAAUAUUUUAUCUGAGCCACGGCAUCUCUCCACUUCAGGUUAUGAGACUCUCAAGUCUAUCCCUGCCAGCCUUCUGUGGGACUACAACUCCCAACAGCCCCAGCCAGUAUUGCCAACGGUCAGAGAUGUUGGGCGUUGUAGUCCAGCAAUAUGCAGAGGGGUAAGGGGGAGGUUGGGUUGGCCUUAGACCAGGGACAUCUGAGUUCGAAUUCCCACUCAAAGCUUAUUGGGUGGGUUAUUUGGUCUCACUGGGAGGCCACCCCAUCAUUUCAAGCCACUCUGGGAAUUUCCAAGACAUGGCAGAGUUGACAUUUGGGGAGGGGAGGUGGUACCCUCUGAAAGAGGCUCAGUUUGGCCUAGGAACUAUCACUUGCUAACCACCAGAGUGUGCCAUGACUCUUUGUGCCAUGUGAAAGUAACUGCCAGUAGUUCUUUUUAAAUGUCAUCUCCUAAGUCAAGGUUAGCCUACAUGGCUUACCCUGAUAUUUUGGACUUAAGCACUCAUCAUCCUCUACCAUUGGCCAUGUUCCCUGGGGCUGAUGGGAGUUGUAGUCCCAUGCUGGCUACCCUUGAUGGAACCUUAAAGGGCAGGGCAGAUAACAGAACUUCUAGAAUGCCAUAUUAAAUGUAGCUGUAUAACCACUCCGUGUGUACCUUUCUUAACACUGCAGUUUAUUAUGUCUGCAAUGUUUUCGUUCCUAUCAAACAUGAGAUUUAAAAGAUUUGACAUCCAAAAAAGGAAAAUAUACUAUUUUCUUCCUUUUGGAUUGUGGUGUUUUCUAACUCGCAACAUUGAAAAGAAGAAAGCAUUGUUUGGCAGAGAGGACAAAAUUUUCUGUGGUCCACCUCCUGCCUCUUUUGCUGCCAUCCGGCCCAUGAUGCAACCAACAUUUUUGGGUUCCAAACAAGACUUUUGAUGCCAGUGCCUAAUGGGUUGGACUAUGCUUUGACCCUGCACUUGCUAUAUCUCAGAUGGGCUUUCUCUAAUGCAAUAGUAUUUGAAGGCAUCCAGUAAGUGAUACAUGACCUAAAUUUAGCAAAUACCACAUUAUCACAUUCCAACUGCAUUCAAUCAUUUUGCCAUAUCAUCCUAAGUAACUUUGGUGUGUUUUUUUAUAUAAAAAGUAGGCUUCAAAGCUAAAAAUGCACCUUGAGUUUAGGCUCUGUAUAAUGGGUAGCCAACAUGAUGCCUUGCUAAUGUUGGACUCCACAUCUCAUCCACGUCAGCUGUCACCACGGCAAGUGGUCCAGAAUGAUGGGAGUUGCAGCCCAACACCUGCAGGGCUCCUCAGUGGCUACGUCUGCCACAUCUUAGUUUUUGAAUGUAUUGAUCCAGUGAGUAAAGACUCCCGCAUCUGGAAGGGCCUUUGCUGACUUGAAUGUCCACAAUGCCUGCGGUGAGGCUGUUUCCUUCUCCUCCUCCUUUUGCUUGUUAAAAAGUUUUCCUCCGUUUUGCCUAUGGUGAAAAGUUGGUGUGGAUCUUCUACCACAAGCUGGCUUCUGAUUGGUGGAUACAGUUGAAAGCAUUCAAGAAGCGUGUUGAGCAAUAACAUUCCAGGUGUGGCUGCCCGUUUCUUCACCCUGGUUGCUUCCCAAUGAGCAAAACCCCGCAGUAGUGUAAUUGUCUCCCUUUGCGGAUAGGACAAGUGAGAAUCGACUCUCUUGGACAAUCGGCCUGUGUUUUACGGUGGCUUUUGCCUGGGUUUCCUCCUGACUCCUAAAUGGACAUUAAGGCCACAUUGAGGGAAACACUAUUCAUCUGUCCACCUAGUGAAGACUGCAGAACCAUGGUAAUCUUUUUCUAUGCAUAUCGUCAUGUGGCGUUUAUACUUCAAUCCUUCAGGGCUCUUGUACAAAAGUGCUACUGUGAAUCUUAGACCCACCCACAUUAUGCUGUUGAAUUUGGACUCUGUGGAUGUAGGGGAGAGAAGCACUGAGCUAAAUGGAAACUGGAACCACAACCUUUGUUCCAAGGUGUGAAAGCUGUGUAUAUGAAGCUGGGGUGUUUUCUUCAUGGACCUCCAGAUUAGAGAUGAUAGCUGAGUCAAAAUAGCUUUGGCUGUUAUGGAAGUGAAGGAAUAGGGCUCGAGGGUUUUCCCCCCCCUUGUACUUCCAGUGAGAAGUGAUUUUAUUGUGUGGAAUUGAAAGAGGGACAUCUCAGCUACAACAGACCUGUUGUCCUUUUCCCGCUGCUGAAGUUUCGUUAAUAAUGUGUAACUCCAAGGGGGGUGUCUUUCCUCUCUUUGUAUGUCUCUUGCCUUGUCAGCUCCCACCCCUGAGUACAGCUCUGAUUCUCAUCCAACACUAGAAAUAUCUAGCUGUGUAGGCUCUUUUUGUUAAGCGAUCUCUAGAAGCCUCAUAUAAUAUCAGUGUAAACAGACCAUUUCAGUGUCUCAUUUCCAUAUAUCUAAUUGUGAGAUUCAUUGGGAGUUCAAAGUUCUGUAUUUGACUUGUUUGACAUAUAUAUAGAUACAUAUAUAUAUAUGUUGAGAUAUAUUCACCCAAGUUCUCUUGUUUUGUAUACAAAGUGCUGCCAUGUUCUGAUGUGUUGGGUGCAACUGUUGUACUGACUGACAUGUUGUACUGCGAUUGUGCAAUUUAGUAUCCUUUGUGGAAUACUGUUGUUUUUAAACUCAUGUACUGAAAGCAUUUCAAGUCCUGGUUAUGAAUGGAUUGGGGAAGUGAAAUAAAACUCUCUUUUUUGUUAACCCCUACACUGAAUUCUGUCUUUUUCAUAAUCAGCACAUGCAUUGUAUUCCAGAUCUAUUUUGGCUUGCUGGGAAAGGAGGAAUAGGUCAAUUUUACUUCUCUCUGUCUUUCAUUUCUUCAGUCUUGAAUUCAGUUUACACCAUUCCUGUCUUCUGUUUGCAUUUUUUUAUUUAAAAAAACCACACAAAAAAUUGUAUGCAUUUUCAUGUCUGUUUCUCCCAAUAAACACAUUUCUUUACACGGUUUUACCUAAUCUGCACAUUUCCCCAAGCAAUUCCCUCUUGUGUAAUGCUGCUUUGUACGCUAUCUCUGCUAGUGUAUGCAUUUCCCCAUAAUAUACCGUACAUACUUUUUCUUUUUUGCGGGAGAACUGCAUCAUAAAAUUCAAAGAUGUGUGUUUCAAAGGACAGUUGUGUUUUGCUGUGCAUUUUGGUUUGGGAAAUGUGAAGCAGGUAAGUUCACAUUAAAAUAUGAACAAUUGGAUUUCUCUUCAAUCUCUUUAAGAAUCUCAUUUUUUGUAGAAAAGGGGUGUGUGUUUUAUUAUGACUUAAUUGCGGGUGGCAUUAGUACCUUCUACAGGAGCUGUAUCUAGCUGAGUGCUUACACCACACUAGCCAAAAUCACACACACACCCUGAUUUUGUUUGGACCCUGCAACUCCCAUCAGCACCAACCAACGUGACCAAUCUGCUGCAAAUCACCCAGAGAUCUACCACCCUGAUCUAAUUUCUGCCCUAAAGGUAAAGGGACCCCUGACCAUUAGGUCCAGUCACGGACAACUCUGGGGCUGCGGCGCUCAUCUCAUUUUACUGGCUGAGGGAGCCGGCAUACCAUGACCUAAUUGACAUCAUAAGCAGGUGGGAGUGGCCACUGAACAAGAAAGGAUCUAGGAGAAGAGGUGCCAAAUCACCAUUGGUUCAACAGAUGCAAUUGAGUUACCAGGAUUGCUCUGUCAAACCUUUCCCUGCAUUCUAUCAAGUUGGAACAACUGCUAACAGAGACAGUAAAAUAAAUUUUUUAGUCAUUUUUAAAAUAAACAGUUGGCAAUGUUUGAAAUGGGAAUCGUAAUUUAGGCAUUGUACACCUCUUUAUUUAGUGCUAUUUUCCCCAGCCUAGAGUACUUCCAGAUGGAGAGUGCAAAAAGAUCACAGAGAUAUUGCAAGUAAGUAAAUGGAAAUAGGUGGUUUGUUAAGUUUGUUUUUACUUACUUGAUUUUCUAGGGAAAGAGUAAAUCCAGAUUAAAUUUUGGGGGAGGGGAGAGUGGGCUGGCAUUUUCAUGCCAAUUUUCAGUGGCAUUUUGGUAGUAUGGUUUUAGAUUGCAGGGAUUGCUAAACUACAACAACGACAUGAGAAGCACCCAACACACAUUAAAUAGCUGUCUGGAAGCAUCCUAAGAAAGCCUUAAAGACAUUGGAUCCCACCCCAAAAUAGUGAUAAUCUGGAAACAAUCACAUACUGGCAAAUUAAUGUGUAAUUAACAAUAAUUUGGCACUCUUGUGCAAAAGCCUAUUUCCCCCCUGCUCUGGAAAAAAAUCUUUUUGUGAUAAGGAAAGUGAUGCAGAAUUGAACUGAAAAGUAUGGACUCACCCUUUGCUGCAAUAUCCUCCAAACUCUGCAAAUAAGCCAGAAUGAAUACUCAAUAAACAGGCAAAUAACAGUUGCUGGAAGCCACGGGAGGGGAGAGUGUUCUUGUGGUUGGGUCCUGCC